AUGUCUGACGACGCCUACUCUUCUUUCCUCGACCAAGCCAACCAGGACACUGGUGCGAGCAAAGCCUCUACGAGAUCCAAAUCGGCAGCCACAAAAGCCGUGGACACCGAUGUGCCGGUCACGUUGCAGAAGGUGGAUCAGUACUACACGUCUGAGUCUGACGAACCUUUUGAGCCUGUGAGCUUGAAAUGGAGUGGGAAAAAUAUGCCAUCAGAGAACGAGUUUGGGAAACUCAUAGAGCACGAUUCCGAGGUCUCGACCUUGACCGCGAAAGAAUUCGACCCGCAGGGAGAGUACAAGAAGGUCAUGGAAGCAGUCGAGCAGUCGGGGGAUGGCAAGACAAGGAUAUAUCGGGUAAAGCAUGGCAAGACGAGACUGGAAUACUAUGUCGUUGGCUUCGAUAAAGAAGGCGGAAGGGUCGUGGGAUUGAAGGCUAAGGCUGUAGAAAGCUGA
Molecule: messenger RNA, 453 nt
Organism: Letharia columbiana
Lineage: Eukaryota; Fungi; Ascomycota; Lecanoromycetes; Lecanorales; Parmeliaceae
Exons: 2
Coding region: 1-453 (150 amino acids)
Source: RefSeq, a predicted model, not a curated record